Molecule: messenger RNA, 731 nt
Organism: Chenopodium quinoa (quinoa)
Lineage: Eukaryota; Viridiplantae; Streptophyta; Magnoliopsida; Caryophyllales; Amaranthaceae
Exons: 1
Coding region: 440-646 (68 amino acids)
Source: RefSeq, a predicted model, not a curated record
AUAGGGCAAUAACAUAACACGACUCUCUUAUCAAUGUUUAAAUUAUAUUAGCUAAUUUGUUCAUUCACCUCUUUUAAUCAAUUUUUAUUUUUUGAAACAUUAAUCACCUUAUUUUACUCAAAUAGUUGAAAUUGGACAUGUUCCAUUAGCUAGUCAGCAUAAGAAUAUAUGCUAACACGGUUACAACACGAAUAAGAACAACACCGCUUCCAAGAUUCAAUUCAAUCCUAGCUAGUUUGUGUCUAUCUUUGUGAAUUGAGAAUCUUCUAGACUCACCUUCAAACCUUCCAGAUUAUUUCUUCCCAUUAACAAAUCCAUCAUAUUAUACUAUACAUAUAGGAAAACUUCAAUAAAACAGUAAAAAAAUUAACUCGUUACUACAUUGGAAUACUUGAAAAAUAAAUCAAACAAAACUUGACCAUCAAAUUCAAAUAUCAUUAUGUGUUUGGUGUUUAUUGUAGAUGAAGACGAGAAGGUGAUCGGGCGGUACGCAGCAGGCGGCGCGUGCCCCUACUGCGGAGGUCAAGUCCAGGCUCUAGAUGUUGAGAAAGCAUGGCGUUUGUGGUACGUCCCUUUGUACACCCGUACCAAACGCAAGUUUCUUUGCUCUUUUUGUAAUCGCCCUUUGAUCAUUCAAUAUCCUUGAAUAUUGUUCAUGUUUGCAUAUAAUUGUAAUUGUAAGCAUCAUUAUAGUAUACGAUUAAAACGAAUAAUAAAAUGUUUGCUCUUUC